Molecule: messenger RNA, 3637 nt
Organism: Myripristis murdjan (pinecone soldierfish)
Lineage: Eukaryota; Metazoa; Chordata; Actinopteri; Holocentriformes; Holocentridae
Gene: atp8b4
Product: ATPase phospholipid transporting 8B4
Exons: 27
Coding region: 1-3579 (1192 amino acids)
Biological process (GO): phospholipid translocation; Golgi organization
Cellular component (GO): trans-Golgi network; plasma membrane
Molecular function (GO): ATPase-coupled intramembrane lipid carrier activity; ATP hydrolysis activity; ATP binding
Source: RefSeq, a predicted model, not a curated record
AUGAAGGUGGAGCCUGCAGAAGAAGAACGCCAUGUGAAAGCCAACGCUCGGGACUACAAUGACAAGUUCUCUUAUGCUGACAAUUACAUCAAAACCUCAAAGUACAACAUCUUCACCUUCCUGCCCAUCAAUUUGUUCGAGCAGCUCCAGAGGGUUGCCAAUGCUUACUUCAUAGUGCUGCUGAUACUGCAGUUAAUUCCAGCAAUCUCCUCUCUGUCCUGGUUCACAACCAUUGUGCCUUUGGUGUUUGUGCUGGUCAUCACGGCUGUCAAGGAUGCCACCGAUGACUAUUUCCGUCAUAAGAGCGACCAGCAGGUCAACAAUCGGCAGUCUCAGGUUCUUAUCAGAGGACAUUUGCAGGAUGAGAAAUGGAUGAACAUCCGUGUGGGGGAUAUCAUCAAACUGGAGAAUAAUCAGCUUGUUGCUGCAGAUAUCCUUCUUCUCUCCAGUAGUGAGCCCUAUGGUCUGUGCUAUAUUGAGACUGCAGAGCUUGAUGGAGAGACAAAUCUGAAGGUUCGUCAGGCUCUGACAGUGACCUCAGAUCUGGGAGAUAUUUCAAAACUGACUGAUUUCGAUGGAGAAGUGAUUUGUGAGCCACCAAACAACAAGCUGGAUAAAUUUACAGGAACUCUGUUCUGGAGAGACAACAAAUACUCUCUGGAUAAUGAAAAAAUGCUGCUGCGAGGUUGUGUGCUGAGAAACACCGAGUGGUGCUUUGGAAUGGUCAUCUUUGCCGGGCUGCAAACCAAACUGAUGCAGAACUGUGGAAGGACGAAAUUUAAAAGAACCAGUAUAGACAAACUCAUGAACACUUUGGUUUUGUGGAUCUUUGCCUUUCUUAUUUGCAUGGGGAUUGUUUUGUCUGUUGGAAACAUCAUCUGGGAGAGUUGGAUUGGCGGAAACUUCCAGGUGUAUUUGCCUUGGGACAAGAUUCAGAGCAAUGCUGUGUUCUCAGGUUUCCUCACCUUCUGGUCCUACAUCAUCAUCCUUAACACUGUUGUGCCCAUCUCCCUUUAUGUUAGUGUUGAGGUGCUCCGGCUCGGCCACAGUUACUUCAUUAACUGGGACAGGAGGAUGUACUACAGUCAGAAGGAUGUUGCUGCCGAGGCUCGCACCACCACCCUGAACGAGGAGCUGGGCCAGGUGGAGUUCAUCUUCUCGGACAAAACAGGCACCCUCACCCAGAACAUCAUGGUCUUCAACAAGUGCUCCAUUAAUGGCAAGACUUAUGGUGAUGUUUAUGAUGAAUUUGAGCAGAAAGUGGAAAUUACUGAGAGAACAGCCUGCGUGGAUUUUUCCUUCAACCUGCUGCAUGACAGAAGGUUCAAGUUUUACGACAGCAGCCUGGUGGACGCCGUUAAACUGGAGGAUCCCUCGGUGCAGGAGUUCUUCAGACUGCUGGCCUUGUGCCACACAGUCAUGCCAGAGGAGAAGAGUGAAGGAAACCUGCUUUAUCAGGCCCAGUCACCUGAUGAAGGCGCCCUGGUCACUGCAGCGCGUAACUUUGGGUUUGUCUUCCGGGCCCGAACCCCAGAGACAAUCACGGUGUAUGAGAUGGGACGAGCAGUCACCUACCAGCUCCUGGCCAUACUGGACUUCAACAACGUGCGCAAGAGAAUGAGUGUCAUUGUUAGAGAUCCACAGGGCCAGACUAAAUUGUACUCCAAAGGAGCUGACACCAUCAUCUUUGACCGCCUGGACCCAUCCAGUGAAGACCUCAUGUGUACUACCUCAGAGCAUCUCAGUGAAUUUGCCGGAGAAGGGCUUCGAACAUUAGCUCUGGCCUACAAAGAUCUUGAUGCUGAUUAUUUUGACAUAUGGAUGAAGAAGUUUCUGUUCGCCAGCACUGUAACUGAGAACCGCGAGAGCGAGCUGGACAUUCUCUAUGAGGAGAUAGAGCAGGGCUUGAAGCUUCUUGGUGCCACAGCAAUAGAGGACAAACUCCAGGAAGGCGUCCCUGAGACUAUCGCCUCUUUAAGUCUAGCUGACAUCAAGAUCUGGGUCCUCACAGGGGACAAACUAGAGACAGCAAUGAACAUUGGCUACUCCUGCAACAUGCUGCGAGAUGACAUGAAUGAGGUGUUCAUAAUUUCUGCCAACACACUGUCGGAGGUGCAGCAGCAGCUCAGAAGCGCAAAGGAGCACAUACUGGGCCUGAGUCGUGUCAGCAGUGCAGAGAAGACAGAUACAUUUGCAGAUGACUUUGUGUUUGAAGAAGCCAUUAUUGCAGAGUACGCCUUGGUCAUCAAUGGACACAGUCUGGCUCACGCUCUGGAGCCACAGCUGGAGCACAUGCUGCUGGAUUUGGCUUGCUUGUGCAAAACAGUCAUCUGCUGCCGUGUCACCCCUAUGCAGAAGGCCCAGGUGGUGGAGCUGGUGAAGAGGCACAAGAGAGCCAUCACCCUGGCUAUAGGAGAUGGAGCCAAUGACGUCAGCAUGAUCAAGAGUGCACACAUCGGUGUUGGCAUCAGCGGUCAGGAGGGGAUGCAGGCUGUAUUGGCAUCAGACUACUCCUUUGCUCAGUUUCGUUACCUGCAGCGGCUCCUGCUGGUGCACGGACGCUGGUCGUACUUCCGCAUGUGCAACUUCUUGUGCUAUUUCUUCUACAAGAACUUUGCCUUCACCUUGGUUCACUUUUGGUUUGGUUUCUUCUGCGGUUUCUCAGCUCAGACUGUUUAUGACCAGUGGUUCAUUACCCUCUUCAACAUAGUCUAUACAUCCUUACCAGUCCUGGCAAUGGGUCUUUUUGAUCAGGAUGUCAGUGACCAGAACAGUUUGCGCUACCCCAGCCUCUACAAACUCGGCCAGCAGAACCUUCUCUUCAACAAGCGUCAGUUUUUCCUGUGUGCACUGCAAGGUGUGGGCACCUCGUUUCUGCUCUACUUUAUUCCCUACGGAGCCUUCUCCGUCAUUGUGAAAGAAGACGGUUCCCACCUUUCUGACCAGCAAGCUUUUGCCGUCACCAUAGCAACAUCCUUGGUCAUUGUUGUAAGCGUUCAGAUUGGACUUGACACACAUUACUGGACAGUUGUUAAUCACUUCUUCAUAUGGGGGAGCCUGGCGGUGUACUUUGCCAUAUUAUUUGCAAUGCAAAGUGACGGAAUAUUUGGCAUCUUUCCAAGUAAUUUCCCUUUCAUUGGCACAGCCCGUAACUGUCUAGCAGAGAAGAGUGUGUGGCUGGUCAUUCUGCUCACCACAGUGGUGUGUGUAAUGCCAGGCCUGGCAGUCUGCUUCCUCAGAGCAGAACUCUUCCCAACUCUAACAGACAAGGUUCGCUAUCUACAACAGGCCAGAAAGAGAGAAGGACCUCAGGAGCAGAAUCUGAGGCGAGUGAGAAGGACCAGCUCCCGCCGCUCUGCCUACGCCUUCUCCCACCAGCAGGGCUAUGGAGAGCUCAUCACCUCAGGCAAAAACAUGAGGAUCACCACGGUCACCUCUGCUCCCUCCCCUGAGGGGGUCACACAGAGGUCCUCCUGGAUAGACAAUAUGUUGAAGAGGAAGAGCGAAGUGGCCUGCAUCUCUGAUGACAGCACGGGAGCUUCAGAAAGUAGCAGCAAAACGAUACAGACUCCAGAGUAAAAGCACACAAACUGAGACGAACUACACUGGGUAUUACACCCAUGGAUCCCAAAGACCU